Messenger RNA from Coregonus sp. 'balchen', 22125 nucleotides. The record is from the annotation of a GenBank genome assembly. Lineage: Eukaryota; Metazoa; Chordata; Actinopteri; Salmoniformes; Salmonidae.
AUGACCAUGUUGGUGAGGCUAGCAUGCCUGCGCAGUCUCCCUGUGUCCGGGCUGCGUCCUAUGUUGACCCAGGGCUCUCCAGCCCUGAGGAGCUCCACCCUGAAGAGCUGCCCACCGCUCCUCAAGGCCCACCAGGUAACACAUUAGGGAUGGGCUUUUGACUUUGUUGGACUGUUCCAGCACUCACAUCAUUUUUACUCCAGUACUCAAAUAAAAUAAAAUAAACCUUUAGAACACAAGGCCCGCACUGGAAAAAAUAUACAUUUAUCUACAUGCCAACGGUGCGCAAAAAUGUAUAAUUUAACAUAACCAUUACAGAUGACAAAUCCUAAUUGCUAAAUUGCCUCAUAUUUAAUCAAUAAAAAGACAAGUGCCAUUUUAAGAUUAAUUAAUUGAAACCGUAAUAUCAACUGGUUAUAUUAUAUUGUGGAACACAGUCUUCAAAAAGGUAGUAACCUCAGAAGUGGUGCUAGCUUGUAAGAAGCCUGUGGCUGUGCAACGGUGUGGCCUUGUUUUGUUAAUUUGGCAGACAAGACGCUCUUAUUUCCCGAGGCCUUAUCACAGUCAAGACACGCCUAUUUUAUAGUAAAAAACAUGAUGUAAUAUAACCAGAAUAAAAUAGAACAGAAUAGUGUGAAGUCAUCACGCAUCUGGAACAGUUAUUCCCAGUGAUCAUUUUGAAACUGGGACUCAAUUUGGAAUGUUUUUUCUUCCAGGGUUACAAAACCAAAAUGGUUCUUUUUGAUAUACAGACGUUCAAUGUAGUUUAUUCUGCUUGUUCUUUGGAAUUUUCCAAAUGGAUUAACAAUUCCAUAUUGAACACUGCAUGGGGAUGAAUUAUUUUCACGACAUCUGUCUGGCGAGUAGGCCUAGGCUUAAUGAUUCUGAUUAAAAUACGCUCUUUGUCUUUAUCAAACUAAUGUUUUAGUAUAUUUUCAGUGUGGAACCUGUCUGUGUUUAGCAGGGUUAUAGCCUAGGCCAGGAGUAGGCAACCCUGUUCCUGGAGUGCCGCAGCUACUGCAUGGCUUUGUUCCAACUAGGCGCCACACCUGACCAACUGAGCUCAUUGAUCAGUUCAGUGUUUGCCUAAAUUUAACACACACAGCUUUACAGGUCGGUUAAAUAAAAAACGUAAGGCCGGGGUGUCGCAAAGUAGGGGUCGUCACUAGUUACCACAGCCACAAAGUCAUAAACCCCACCUAUUUCUACCAAUUUAUCUUCUUAAACCUAACCUUUGACCAUAACCUUAACCACGCUGCUAACCUUAUGCCUAACCCUGACCUUAACCUUAACCCCGCUGCUAACCUUAUGCCUAACCCUGACCUUAACCUUAACCAUACUCCUAACCUUAUGCCUAACCCUGACCUUAACCUUAACCCCGCUGCUAACCUUAUGCCUAACCCUGACCUUAACCUUAACCAUACUCCUAACCUUAUGCCUAACCCUGACCUUAACCUUAACCAUACUCCUAACCUUAUGCCUAACCCUGACCUUAACCUUAACCAUACUCCUAACCUUAUGCCUAACCCUGACCUUAACCUUAACCAUACUCCUAACCUUAUGCCUAACCCUGACCUUAACCUUAACCAUACUCCUAACCUUAUGCCUAACCCUGACCUUAAAUUAGUGUGCACGCGUGUUUAGCGGGAGUGGUCCGAACGCGUGUGAGUGAGUGAGACACCGAGGGGAAAGGGAAUUUAGGGAGAAGAAACUGAGGGAUGCUUGGCUUGGUUUCAAUUUUGUUUUGUUUAGACCAAAUCGUUUUUACAGUAUUUGGAGAAAGAAAAAGUGAUCUCUGGUUAAAGAUAUCGUUUUGACAUCCGUUCGAGUACACAAUUACUCUUGCCCAUCCCUAACACACACACACACACCCUUGCUUAAGCCUCAUCAGGUACAGUCAUCCCUGACAGAGAUGCUGAAUAACACACUUGUCCAGUCAGAGCUCAAAACUGCGACCAAAACACUUGCAUUGGACUUGGCAGUGCAACACCAAUUGUUUAUUGGUCGCUAUGGUGCCAGUAAUAUUUUUUAUUUUUUGUUUUCUGUUCACAGUAGUUUUUGGUUCACAAUUUGCUUUUCAGAAAUGGGUAUUCAAAAACGUUUGGUCCAAAGUCUUAGGUUGAAUCUUGGCGAGGCGCAAUUCAAUCAUCAUGCGCUGUUUGAAUGAACAUUUCUAAAGGCGUUCAUAAAAAAACUUCCCAAUGAAAUGUUGACUGUAAAGUAGGCCUACCUGGCAGAAUGAUAUCAUGAUGACUCGUAGCAAUCGUGGGGCAUUGGUUUUCCAAACUCUGCCAUCACAUGUAGCCUACAUUGUACAGUACAAAAACACAGCUAGCCAAAUACAACAGUCUCCAAUCAAAAUGGAUUGGUCACAUGCUUCGUAAACAACAGGUGUAGACUAACAGUGUAAUGCUUACUUACGGGUCCUUCCCAACUAUGCAGAAGAAAAAAUAUAAAAUGAUAUAACACAAGGAAUAAAUACACAAGUAAUGAUAACUUGGCUAUAUACACGGGGUACCAGUAGCGAGUCGAUGUUCAGGGGUACGAAGUAAUUGAGGUAGUUAUGUACAUAUAAGUAGGGAUAAAGUGACUAGUCAACAGGAUAGAUAAUAAACAGUAACAGCAGCGUAUGUGAUAAGUCAAAAGAGUUUGUACAAAAAAGGUCAAUGCAGAUAGUCCGUGUAGCCAUUUGGUUAACUAUUUAACUAACUAUUUAACUAACUAUUUAACUAACUAUUUAACUAACUAUUUAGCAGUCUUAUGGCUUGUGGGUUGAUGCUGUUCAGGGUCCUGUUGGUUCCAGACUUGGUGCAUCGGUAUCGCUUGCCGUGCGGUAGCGGAGAGAAUAGUCUAUGACUUGGGUUGCUGGAGUCUUUGACAAUUUUUAGGGCCUUCCUCUAAAAAAACGCCUGGUAUAGAGGUCCUGGAUGGCAGGGAGCUCGGCCCCAGUGAUGUACUGGGCUGUACGCACUACCCUUUGUAGUGUCUUGCGGUCGGAUGCCAAGCAGUUGCCAUACCAGGCGGUGAUGCAGCCAGUCAAGAUUAUCUCAAUGGUGCAGCUGUAUAACAUUUUGAGGAUCUGAGGGCCCAUGCCAAGUCUUUUCAGCCUCUUGAGGGAAAGAGUCCUUGUCGUGCCCUCUUCAUGACUGUGUUGGUGUGGACCAUGAUAGAUCCUUAGUGGACACAGAGGAACUUAAAGCUCUCGACCCGCUCCACUACAGCCCCGUCAAUGUGAAUGUGGGCGUGCUCGGCCCUCCGUUUCCUGUAGUCCACGAACAGCUCCUUUGUCUUGCCGACGUCGAGGGAGAGGUAGUUGUCCUGGCACCACACUGCCACGUCUCUGGCACCACACUGCCACGUCUCUGGCACCACACUGCCACGUCUCUGGCACCACACUGCCACGUCUCUGGCACCACACUGCCACGUCUCUGGCACCACACUGCCACGUCUCUGGAACCACACUGCCACGUCUCUGGCACCACACUGCCACGUCUCUGGCACCACACUGCCACGUCUCUGGCACCACACUGCCACGUCUCUGGCACCACACUGCCACGUCUCUGGCACCACACUGCCACGUCUCUGGCACCACACUGCCACGUCUCUGGCACCACACUGCCACGUCUCUGGCACCACACUGCCAACGUCUCUGGCACCACACUGCCACGUCUCUGGCACCACACUGCCACGUCUCUGGCACCACACUGCCACGUCUCUGGCACCACACUGCCACGUCUCUGGCACCACACUGCCACGUCUCUGGCACCACACUGCCACGUCUCUGGCACCACACUGCCACGUCUCUGGCACCACACUGCCACGUCUCUGGCACCACACUGCCACGUCUCUGGCACCACACUGCCACGUCUCUGGCACCACACUGCCACGUCUCUGGCACCACACUGCCACGUCUCUGGCACCACACUGCCACGUCUCUGGCACCACACUGCCACGUCUCUGGCACCACACUGCCACGUCUCUGGCACCACACUGCCACGUCUCUGGCACCACACUGCCACGUCUCUGGCACCACACUGCCACGUCUCUGGCACCACACUGCCAGGCCUCCCUAUAGGCUGUCUCGUCGUCGUCGGUUAUCAGGCCUAUGACCGUCGCGUCGUCAGCAAACGUAAUGAUGGUGUUGGGAGUUAUGUGUGGCCACGCAGUCGUUGGUGAACAGGGAGUACAGGAGGGGACUAAAAUGUUAGAAUUGGUCAGGAGCCUGUAAAACGGCAUCUAUCCAUUGCAGCGCCAUUCUGUCUCUUGCUAGUCCCGCACUUGAAUUAAAGGGCAACUACACCCUCCAAAUAUAUUUUUUAUAUAUUGUUCCCAGACCUCAAAAGUUGUCUCCUGAUGUGGUUUUUAAGCAUUGUUGUGGACUUAAAACAUCAAUUUAUCUUUUAGUUUUUCUAUAAAAAGUGUGAUUUUGAGUGAAAACCUCAAACAACUCGGAAACCUUAAAUAAAACUGGGAAAACUAAAUUUACCAAAAGAUAAAACUGAUUUUAUAGGGCCAUACAACUGUAGACUAACAAUAACAGCCUUUUUGAGAUUUACAAUCAAUGUAAAUAUGAUAUUGUCAAAUUGAAAUGUAAUUUAUUGGUGUAUGGAUUUUGUAUUUUGUAUUUAUUAUGGAUCCCCAUUAGUUACUGCCAAGGCAGCAGCUACUCUUCCUGGGGUCCAGCAAAAUUAAGGCAGUUAAAAAAAACAUUACAAUACAUUCACAGAUUUCACAACACACUGUGUGCCCUCAGGCCCCUACUCCACCACUACCACAUAUCUACCACACAAAAUACAUGUGUACGUGUGUGUUUAGUGCGUAUGUUAUCGUGUGUGUGUAUGCAUGUGUCUGUGCCUAUGUUUGCGUUGCUUCACAGUCCCUGCUGUUCCAUAAGGUGUUUUUUUAUCUGUUUAUUAAAAAUCUGAUUCUACUAUUUGCAUCAGUUACCUGAUGUGGAAUAGAGUUCCAUGUAGUCAUGGCUCUAUGUAGUACUGUGCUCAGGCUCAGCCUGCAAAUUAAAGAUGUGCGCAUCAUUCGUUUUCCCGGACCAGUAUUCUUUUCAAUUGGGACAGUAGUUUUCCGUUGCCACUGGCAAAUCUACUAAAUUAACAUAUGGAAUUGUUUUAAGAUGGUCAUUCAAAGGAUCAUUUAGCUAUUUGAUUUUUAGGACCCUUAAGGUGUGUAUAUAUAUAUAUAUAUAUACUGCUCAAAAAAAUAAAAGGAACACUUAAAUAACACAAUGUAACUCCAAGUCAAUCACACUUCUGUGAAAUCAAACUGUCCACUUAGGAAGCAACACUGAUUGACAAUACAUUUCACAUGCUGUUGUGCAAAUGGAAUAGACAACAGGUGGAAAUUAUAGGCAAUUAGCAAGACACCCCCAAUAAAGGACUGGUUUUGCAGGUGGUGACCACAGACCACUUCUCAGUUCCUAUGCUUCCUGGCUGAUGUUUUGGUCACUUUUGAAUGCUGGCGGUGCUUUCACUCUAGUGGUAGCAUGAGACGGAGUCUACAACCCACACAAGUGGCUCAGGUAGUGCAGCUCAUCCAGGAUGGCACAUCAAUGCGAGCUGAAAGGAAGAAGGUUUGCUGUGUCUGUCAGCGUAGUGUCCAGAGCAUGGAGGCGCUACCAGGAGAGAGGCCAGUACAUCAGGAGACGUGGAGGAGGCCGUAGGAGGGCAACAACCCAGCAGCAGGACUGCUACCUCCGCCUUUGUGCAAAGAGGAGCAGGAGGAGCACUGCCAGAGCCCUGCAAAAUGACCUCCAGCAGGCCACAAAUGUGCAUGUCUGCUCAAACGGUCAGAAACAGACUCCAUGAGGGUGGUAUGAGGGCCCGACGUCCACAGGUGGGGGUUGUGCUUACAGCCCAACACCGUGCAGGACGUUUGGCAUUUGCCAGAGAACACCAAGAUUGGCAAAUUUGCCACUGGCGCCCUGUGCCCUUCACAGAUGAAAGCAGGUUCACACUGAGCACGUGACAGACGUGACAGAGUCUGGAGACGCCGUGGAGAACAUUCUGCUGCCUGCAACAUCCUCCAGCAUGACCGGUUUGGCGGUGGGUCAGUCAUGGUGUGGGGUGGCAUUUCUUUGGGGGGCCGCACAGCCCUCCAUGUGCUCGCCAGAGGAAGCCUGACUGCCAUUAGGCAAUGAGAUGAGAUCCUCAGACCCCUUGUGAGACCAUAUGCUGAUGCGGUUGGCCCUGGGUUCCUCCUAAUGCAAGACAAUGCUAGACCUCAUGUGGCUGGAGUGUGUCAGCAGUUCCUGCAAGAGGAAGGCAUUGAUGCUAUGGACUGGCCCGCCCGUUCCCCAGACCUGAAUCCAAUUGAGCACAUCUGGGACAUCAUGUCUCGCUCCAUCCACCAACGCCACGUUGCACCACAGACUGUCCAGGAGUUGGCGGAUGCUUUAGUCCAGGUCUGGGAGGAGAUCCCUCAGGAGACCAUCCGCCACCUCAUCAGGAGCAUGCCCAGGCGUUGUAGGGAGGUUAUACAGGCACGUGGAGGCCACACACACGACUGAGCCUCAUUUUGACUUGUUUUAAGGACAUUACAUCAAAGUUGGAUCAGCCUGUAGUGUGGUUUUCCACUUUAAUUUUGAGGGUGACUCCAAAUCCAGACCUUGAUAAAUUUGAUUUCCAUUGAUAAUUUUUGUGUGAUUUUGUUGUCAGCACAUUCAACUAUGUAAAUAAAAAAGUAUUUAAUACGAUUAUUUCAUUCAUUCAGAUCUAGGAUGUGUUAUUUUAGUGUUCCCUUUAUUUUUUUGAGCAGUGUAUACACACACACACACACACACAUACACAUACACACACACUACCGGUCAAAAGUUUUAGAACACCUACUCAUUCAAGGGUUUUUCUUUAUUUUUACUAUUUUCUACAUUGUAGAAUAAUAGUGACGACAUCAGAACUAUUAAAUAACACACAUGGAAUCAUGUAGUAACCAAAAAAGUGUUAAACAAAUCCAAAUAUAUUUUAUAUUUGAGAUUCUUCAAAUAGCCACCCUUUGCCUUGAUGACAGCUUUGCGCACUCCUGGCAUUCUCUCAACCAGCUUCACCUGGAAUGCUUUUCCAACAUUCUUGAAGGAGUUCCCACAUAUGCUGAGCACUUGUUGGCUGGUUUUCCUUCACUCUGCGGUCCGACUCAUCCCAAACCAUCUCAAUUUGGUUGAGGUCGGGGGAUUGUGGAGGCCAGGUCAUCUGAUGCAGCGCUCCAUCACUCUCCUUCUUGGUAAAAUAGCCCUUACACAGCCUGGAGGUGUGUUGGGUCAUUGUCCUUUUAAAAAUCAAACGAUAGUUCCACUAAGCCCAAACCAGAUGGGAUGGCGUAUCGCUGCAGAAUGCUGUGGUAGCCAUGCUGGUUAAGUGUGCCUUGAAUUCUAAAUAAAUCACAGACGGUGUCACCAGCAAAGCACCCCCACACCAUAACACCACCUCCUCCAUGCUUUACGGUGAGAAAUACACAUGUUGAGAUCAUCCGUUCACCCACACCGCGUCUCACAAAGACACAGCGGUUGGAACCAAAAAUCUCCAAUUUGCACUCCAAACCAAAGGACAAAUGUCCACCGGUCUAAUGUCCAUUGCUUGUGUUUCUUGGCCCAAGCAAGUCUCUUCUUAUUGGUGUCCUUUAGUAGUGGUUUCUUUGCAGCAAUUCGACCAUGAAGGCCUGAUUCACACAGUCUCCUCUGAACAGUUGAUGUUGAGAUGUCUGUUACUCUGUGAAGCAUUUAUUUGGGCUGCAAUUUCUGAGGCUGGUAACUCUAAUGAACUUAUCCUCUGCAGCGGAGGUAACUCUGGGUCUUACAUUCCUGUGGCGGACCUCAUGAGAGCCAGUUUCAUCAUAGCACUUGAUGGUUUUUGCGACUGCACUUGAAGAAACUUUCAAAGUUCUUGAAAUGUUCCGUAUUGACUGACCUUCAUGUCUUAAAGUAAUGAUAGACUGUUGUUUCUCUUUGCUUAUUUGAGCUGUUCUUGACAUAAUAUGGACUUGGUCUUUUACCAAAUAGGGCUAUCUUCUGUAUACCCCCCCCCCCCCAACUUUUCACAACACAACUGAUUGGCUCAAACGCAUUAAGAAGGAAAGAAAUUCAAGAAAUGUACUUUUAAGAAGGCACACCUGUUAAUUGAAAUGCAUUCUAGGUGACUACCUCAUGAAGCUGGUUGAGAGAAUGACAAGAGUGUGCAUAGCUGUCAUCAAGGCAAACGGUGGCUAUUUGAAGAAUUUCAAAUAUAAAAUAUAUUUGGAUUUGUUUAACACUUUUUUAGUUACUACAUGAUUCCAUAUCUGUUAUUUCAUAGUUUUGAUGUCUGCACUAUUGUUCUAUAAUGUAGAAAAUAGUAAAAAAAAUUAAGAAAAACCCUUGAAUGAGUAGGUGUGUCCAAACAUUUCACUGGUACUGUAUAAAUAUAUAAUAAUAUGCCAUUUAGCAGACGCUUUUAUCCAAAGCGACUUACAGUCAUGUGUGCAUACAUUUUUACGUAUGGGUGGUCCCGGGGAUCGAACCCAACUACCCUGGCGUUACAAGCGCCAUGCUCUACCAAUUGAGCUACAGAGGACCACAUUAUUUAUUUAUUUAUAUAUAUAUAUAUAUAUAUACACACAAAAUAUUUGAUGAAACAUUGAAUUUGGCCUUACUGCUAUUAGCCCAUAGAAACGCAUUGAAUAACAGAUUCAUACAUGGAUAAACAGAUAGCCCGUGCAAAAAACAGAUCUCUAUCUUAAACUGACAGAUUUAUAUGGGGAUUUUUCAUCAUGCUAAUAAGAUUCCCAUGGGGCUGCGGCCAUUGACAACAUUUUUUUUAAAGACCCUACCUGUGGACAAUUUGUAUGUCUUCAGUUGUAGGUCAGCAUGCUGUAAUAACUGCUGAUGUAUGUAAUAUUUUGCUUUAUCUUCCUCUUUCAUCAGGGCUAUUCCACCAAAUCCAGAUUGGGCUUCCGUCGUGGGAAAACUGCCAAGGACCAGCUCCAACAGGCAGCUUUCGAGCCAGCCACUGAUACUGCCAUCAGAAGUGAAUAUAAUGACUUACUAAAGCACUUCAAUCUCACCUCACAACACAAACAUCUGCGUGCCGGGGGGGGCCGGGGAAUGAUGUACCUCACGUGUAAACAUAGCUGAAAUCAGCAUAGGCCCAUCUCACCCCCCCCCCCCCCCCCCCCCUCCACAGUUACAUAAUGAAGUCAGGACCAUUACAUGUGCUAGUCAGCACCAGGUUGUAACUGGUAUGUAUGUACUAUGUAUUCCUUCCAGUGGAUAACAUGGGCAGGAUGUUCCUGGCUGGAGGGGCUGCUCUAGGCCUGGGAGCGCUGUGCUACUACGGACUCGGCAUGUCCAAUGAGAUCGGUGCCAUCGAGAGAGCAGUGUAAGUGCAGCUGCUUCCACGGUAGUGUGUGUGUUGUACUGGUGUUAUCCCAUGGUAGUGUGUGUGUUGUACUGGUGUUAUCCCAUGCUAGUGUGUGUUGUACUGGUGUUAUCCCAUGGUAGUGUGUGUGUUGUACUGGUGUUAUCCCAUGGUAGUGUGUGUUGUACUGGUGUUAUCCCAUGGUAGUGUGGGUGUUGUACUGGUGUUAUCCCAUGGUAGUGUGUGUGUUGUACUGGUGUUAUCCCAUGGUAGUGUGUGUGUUGUACUGGUGUUAUCCCAUGGUAGUGUGUGUGUUGUACUGGUGUUAUCCCAUGGUAGUGUGUGUGUUGUACUGGUGUUAUCCCAUGCUAGUGUGUGUGUUGUACUGGUGUUAUCCCAUGGUAGUGUGUGUGUUGUACUGGUGUUAUCCCAUGGUAGUGUGUGUGUUGUACUGGUGUUAUCCCAUGGUAGUGUGUGUGUUGUACUGGUGUUAUCCCAUGGUAGUGUGUGUGUUGUACUGGUGUUAUCCCAUGGUAGUGUGUGUGUUGUACUGGUGUUAUCCCAUGGUAGUGUGUGUGUUGUACUGGUGUUAUCCCAUGGUAGUGUGUGUGUUGUACUGGUGUUAUCCCAUGCUAGUGUGUGUGUUGUACUGGUGUUAUCCCAUGGUAGUGUGUGUGUUGUACUGGUGUUAUCCCAUGGUAGUGUGUGUGUUGUACUGGUGUUAUCCCAUGGUAGUGUGUGUGUUGUACUGGUGUUAUCCCAUGGUAGUGUCUGUGUGUUGUACUGGUGUUAUCCCAUGGUAGUGUGUGUUGUACUGGUGUUAUCCCAUGGUAGUGAGUGUUGUACUGGUGUUAUCCCAUGGUAGUGAGUGUUGUACUGGUGUUAUCCCAUGAAGUUACAGUGGUUUAACGAUUCACUGGUAUCAAGUACAUGUGUCUUUGUCAUUACUGUAGCUAUUGCUGUGUAGUUCCAUGGUAUAACCACAACUUAAAGGAAAGUGUUACCUUCUCUGUGUCCCAAAUGGCACCCUAUUCCCUACAUAGUGCACUCAUUUUGACCAAUGCCCUAUGGGUCCUGGUUGAAAGUAGUGCACUCUGUUGGGAAUAGGGUGCUGUUUUGGAGGCAUAUCAACAAGCGUUGUCCUCUGUAAAAAUGUUUCUGUUCUUUUCCCUGGGUCUCGGCCCAGUAUCUGGCCCCAGUACGUGAAGGACAGGAUCCACUCCACCUACAUGUACUUUGCAGGCAGUGUGGGGAUGACAGCUCUGUCGGCUGUAGCAGUCAGCAGGACCCCAGCCCUCAUGGGUCUCAUGAUGAGAGGAUCCUGGCUGGUGAUACACCUUUUUAUUGAACCUUUAUUUAACCAGUCAAGUCAGUUAAAGGUAGACUCAGCGAUAUGACGUUGCCACGAGCAGCACCGCAGAUAUUGAGAUGAGCGAGAUGCAAGACUUCGCUCUCACACAGUCACACACACAGAUCUGUACAUUUGCAUGCGUUUGCUUCACGCUGUAACAUCAUGGUAGCCACCGGGGACCAAAACAGCGGAGAAGUUGAGCCUCACGAUUCAACGCUUUUAGUUGUUGCGGAAAUGGACCCACUAUGCUGUUUACUUUCUGCAUCUACGUCAUAUCGCUGAGUCUACCUUUAAGAAAAUAUUCAUAUUUACAAUAACCACCGCCACCGGGCCAGUGACUUAUGACUAAAAUGUGCUUCCAGUAUUCUUCAAGUAUAUCUGCAUCCACUGUAUAUUAUUAACCCUUUAAACAUGAAAUUAGUCAUUUGAGGGCCCACCAAACCUCAGGGUUUUGUAUUGAUAAAUAUGGUGCUGAUUGUCAAUGGCAAACCAUUGUGUAUGAUUUGGAGACACUUGCAUUACACCUCAAUAGCCACAUUAGACAUUUUUUUAAAAAUAAUACAGAAAUGUGUACAUUUUUCACCAGGCAAUUGGAGCUACCUUUGCAGCCAUGAUUGGAGCAGGCAUGCUGGUCAGAUCUAUCUCCUAUGACCAGAGCCCAGGAACCAAACAUCUAGCCUGGAUGCUACAUGCAGGUGCUGGACUGCUUUACCUGCUCACUUUACCAAGCGUUUGUCAAUUGAAAUGUCCCACUUGCUUCUUUUCACCACUAGAGGGCAGUACUAUAGAGUUUCAGAAUACCAACACUAUGCAGCAGCAGUUUACAUGAAUGGAUCAGGUUUUUCUAGUGCUUACAACACUGGUGCUGUGCCUGUGAGAAUAUUCAGAGCAGACUGUUAAAUACCAGAUCCUUUUUCUUUAAAUAUAACAUCUUGUGAUAUAUAACCGCUUUAUUUGGACCUCAGAUGAGAAAUAGCUGUGUAGCUAAAAUCUGGUGCUUUUUCACGUUUGGUGUACGUACAUGGUCCCUUUUAAACUAACUGAAUAAAUUAAUAAAUACAUCUGUUUGUUCCUUUUUUUCCAGGUGUGAUGGGAGCGGUCAUAGCCCCCAUGACUCUGCUAGGUGGGCCCCUGAUGAUGAGGGCAGCCUGGUACACAGCGGGCAUCGUGGGGGGUCUGUCCACCGUGGCCAUGUGUGCCCCCAGUGAGAAGUUCCUCAACAUGGGAGGACCCCUGGCGGUGGGCUUCGGAGUAGUCUUCGCCUCCUCCAUCGGUUAGUACGUUUAGAUCAAUAACCCUGGCUGUGGGCUUCAGUGGUCUUCACCUCCUCCAUCGGUUAGUACCUUUAGAUCAAUAACCCUGGCUGUGGGCUUCAGUGGUCUUCACCUCCUCCAUCGGUUAGUACCUUUAGAUCAAUAACCCUGGCUGUGGGCUUCAGUGGUCUUCACCUCCUCCAUCGGUUAGUACCUUUAGAUCAAUAACCCUGGCUGUGGGCUUCAGUGGUCUUCACCUCCUCCAUCAGUUAGUACGUUUAGAUCAAUAACCCUGGCUGUGGGCUUCAGUGGUCUUCGCCUCUUCCAUCGGUUAGUACCUUUAGAUCAAUAACCCUGGCUGUGGGCUUCAGUGGUCUUCACCUCUUCCAUCGGUUAGUACCUUUAGAUCAAUAACCCUGGCUGUGGGCUUCAGUAGUUUUCACCUCCAUCAGUUAGUACGUUUAGAUCAAUAACCCUGGCUGUGGGCUUUAGUGGUUUUCACCUCCUCCAUCGGUUAGUACCUUUAGAUCAAUAACCCUGGCUGUGGGCUUCAGUGGUCUUCACCUCCAUCGGUUAGUUGCCUUUUCUUCACAAUCUGUUUAUUAUGGUCAAAUUCACAAAGGAACAUGGACAUAAAAUGCAGGGUUGUAAACGUCAUACUUUUAGAAGACAACUAAAUGGUUAUUGCAUUUUAAAAUGUUUAUCAAUGAAAAACAACAUGGUAGACAGACAUCAAUGAAGUCUAUUGGACCGUAACCUUUGGUUCCAGGAAACCGAGUAAAUUGUUAAUGGAUUGUUCAAGAUACUAGUGUGCUGGAGUUUCUUCUUUUUCAAGUAGCAUUAUUUAGGAUUUGUUUCUCUGGUGACAAACACCCUUGAGCCCUCGUCAGAUCAUUUCCCCUCAGUUAUUAAUUGAACUUGAGGACAUGGUAUUAAACAAUGUCCUCUCCACUCUCUCUGUCCCCAGGCUCAAUGUUCCUGCCCCCUACCUCAGCGAUGGGAGCAGGCCUGUACUCCAUCGCUAUCUACGGAGGCCUGGUCCUCUUCAGCUUGUUCCUGCUUUACGACACCCAGAAGGUCAUCAAGAGGGCAGAGACAUACCCCAUGUAUGGGAUGCAGAAAUACGACCCCAUCAACUCGUAAGUGACGUCUGCAGAGUCAUCUGUCCUGCUAUGUCUGAUUUCUGUACCCUACUGUUCAAACAGAUAGAAAGACAACUAGUCCUUUCUGUACCUUACUAUUCAAACCGAUAGAAAGACAACUAGUCCUUUCUGUACCUUACUAUUCAAACAGAUAGAAAGACAACUAGUCCUUUCUGUACCUUACUAUUCAAACAGAUAGAAAGACAACUAGUCCUUUCUGUACCUUAAUAUUCAAACCGAUAGAAAGACAACUAGUCCUUUCUGUACCUUACUAUUCAAACAGAUAGAAAGACAACUAGUCCUUUCUGUACCUUACUAUUCAAACCGAUAGAAAGACAACUAGUCCUUUCUGUACCUUACUAUUCAAACAGAUAGAAAGACAACUAGUCCUUUCUGUACCUUACUAUUCAAACAGAUAGAAAGACAACUAGUCCUUUCUGUACCUUACUAUUCAAACAUAUAGAAAGACAAGUCAAUUUCUGUACGUUACUAUUCAAUCAGAUAGAUAGAAAGACAACUAGACCAUUUCUCCUGUUAUUUCAAAUUUCUUUAUCCUGCUUUGAUAUACACUGCUCAAAAAAAUAAAGGGAACACUAAAAUAACACAUCCUAGAUCUGAAUGAAUGAAAUAAUGUUAUUAAAUACUUUUUUCUUUACAUAGUUGAAUGUGCUGACAACAAAAUCACACAAAAAUUAUCAAUGAAAAUCAAAAUGUAUCAACCCAUGGUGGUCUGGAUUUGGAGUCACCCUCAAAAUUAAAGUGGAAAACCACACUACAGGCUGAUCCAACUUUGAUGUAAUGUCCUUAAAACAAGUUAAAAUGAGGAUCAGUAGUGUGUGUGGGCUCCACGUGCCUGUAUGACCUCCCUACAACGCCUGGGCAUGCUCCUGAUGAGGUGGCGGAUGGUCUCCUGAGGGAUCUCCUCCCAGACCUGGACUAAAGCAUCCGCCAACUCCUGGACAGUCUGUGGUGCAACGUGGCGUUGGUGGAUGGAGCGAGACAUGAUCUCCCAGAUGUGCUCAAUUGGAUUCAGGUCUGGGGAACGGGCGGGCCAGUCCAUAGCAUCAAUGCCUUCCUCUUGCAGGAACUGCUGACACACAUGAGGUCACCACAUGAGGUCUAGCAUUGUCUUGCAUUAGGAGGAACCCAGGGCCAACCGCACCAGCAUAUGGUCUCACAAGGGGUCUGAGGAUCUCAUCUCGGUUCCUAAUGGCAGUCAGGCUACCUCUGGCGAGCACAUGGAGGGCUGUGCGGCCCCCCAAAGAAAUGCCACCCCACACCAUGACUGACCCACCGCCAAACCGGUCAUGCUGGAGGAUGUUGCAGGCAGCAGAACGUUCUCCACGGCGUCUCCAGACUCUGUCACGUCUGUCACGUGCUCAGUGUGAACCUGCUUUCAUCUGUGAAGAGCACAGGGCGCCAGUGGUGAAUUUGCCAAUCUUGGUGUUCUCUUGCAAAUGCCAAACGUCCUGCACGGUGUUGGGCUGUAAGCACAACCCCCACCUGUGGACGUCGUGCCCUCAUACCACCCUCAUGGAGUCUGUUUCUGACCGUUUGAGCAGACACAUGCACAUUUGUGGCCUGCUGGAGGUCAUUUUGCAGGGCUCUGGCAGUGCUCCUCUUUGCACAAAGGCGGAGGUAGCAGUCCUGCUGCUGGGUUGUUGCCCUCCUACGGCCUCCUCCACGUCUCCUGAUGUACUGGCCUGUCUCCUGGUAGCGCCUCCAUGCUCUGGACACUACGCUGACAGACACAGCAAACCUUCUUGCCACAGCUCGCAUUGAUGUGCCAUUCUGGAUGAGCUGCACUACCUGAGCCACUUGUGUGGGUUGUAGACUCCGUCUCAUGCUACCACUAGAGUGAAAGCACCGCCAGCAUUCAAAAGUGACCAAAACAUCAGCCAGGAAGCAUAGGAACUGAGAAGUGGUCUUUGGUCACCACCUGCAGAACCACUCCUUUAUUGGGGGUGUCUUGCUAAUUGCCUAUAAUUUCCACCUGUUGUCUAUUCCAUUUGCACAACAGCAUGUGAAAUGUAUUGUCAAUCAGUGUUGCUUCCUAAGUGGACAGUUUGAUUUCACAGAAGUGUGAUUGACUUGGAGUUACAUUGUGUUGUUUAAGUGUUCCCUUUAUUUUUUUUGAAUACACUGAACAAAAAUAGCAAUAAAAUGUUUCAUGAGCUGAAAUUUAAAAUCCCCAAAAUGUUCCAUACGUACAAUAAGCUUAUUACUCGAAGUUUGUGCACAAAUAUGUUUACAUCCCUGUUAGUGAGCCUUUCUCCAUUGCCAAUGUAAUCCAUCCAACUGACAGGUGUGGCAUAUCAAGAAGCUGAUUAAACAGCAUGAUCAUUACACAGGUGCACCUUGUGCUGGGGACAACAAAGGGCCACUCUAAUAUGUCCAGUUUUGUCACACAACACAAUGCCACAUAUGUAUCAGGUUUUGAGGGCGUGAGCAAUUGGCAUGCUGACUGCAGGAAUGUCCACCAGAGCUGUUGCCAGAGAAUUUGUUGAUUUCUCUACCAUAAGCCGUUUUAGAGAAUUUGGCAGAAUGUCCAACCGAACUCCCAACUUCCAACUGCAGACCACGUAUAACCACUUCAGCCCAGGACCUCCACAUCCGGCUUCUUCACCUGUGGGAUGGUCUGAGACCAGUCACCCGGACAGCUGAUGAAACUGUGGGUUUGCACAACCGAAGAAUCUCUGCACAAACUGUCAGAAACCAUCUCAGGGAAGCCCAUCUGCAUGCUCGUCGUCCUCACCAGGGUCUUGACCUGACUGCAGUUCGGCGUCGUAACUGACUUCAGUGGGAAAAUGCUCACCUUAAAUGGCCGCUGGAGAAAUAUACUGUUCACGGAUGAAUCCCGGUUUCAACUGUACAGGGCAAAUGGCAGACAGCGUGUAUGGCGUCGUGUGGGCGAGCGUUUUGCUGAAGUCAAUGUUGUGAACAGAGUGCCCCAUAGUGGCGGUGGGGUUAUGGUAUGGGCAGGCAUAAGCUACAGACAACGAACACAAUUGCAUUUUAUCGAUGGCAAUUUGAAUGCACAGAGAUGCCGUGAUGAGAUCCUGAGGCCCAUUGUAGUGCCAUUAAUCCGCCGCCAUCACCUCAUGUUUCAGCAUGAUAAUGCACAGCCCCAUGCCGCAAGGAUCUGUACACAACUCCUGGAAGCUGAAAAUGUCCCAGUUCUUCCAUGGCCUGCAUAAUCACCAGACAUGUCACCCAUUGAGAAUGUUUGUGAUGCUCUGGAUCAAUAUGUUCCAGUUCCCGCCAGGAUCCAGCAACUUCGAACAGCCAUUGAAGAGGAGUGGGACAACAUUCCACAGGCCACAAUCAAUAGCCUCAUCAAUUCUAUGCGAAAGAGAUGUGUCACGCUGUAUGAGGCAAAUGGUGGUCUCACCAGAUACUGACUGGUUUUCUGAUUCCCAACACUACCUUUUUUUUAAGGUGUCUGUGACCAACAGAGGCAUAUCUGUAAUCCCAGUCAUCUGAAAUCCAUAUAUUAGUGCCGAAUGAAUUUAUUUCAAUUGACUGAUUUCCUUAUGAACUGAAUUCCUUAUACAAACAUGAACUCAGUAAAAUCUUUGAAAUUGUUGUAUGUUGUGUUUACAUUUUUGUUCAGUGUAGAAUACUAUCACGAUACAGUGUAAUUCUAUCAAUACUAUCUUGAUGCAGUAUAAUACUAUCAAUUAGGAGUGGGCGAUAUACCGGUUUGAUAGUAAAAACCGGUAUUGUGCCGCGCCAUGAUAUGGAUUUAGCAAUAUCAUGGAUACCGCGAUUUAUUCAGAAUUCAUAAAUUCGAAUUUUGCAUCAAUAUUUUUUUGUUCCAAAUUUCAACUGAGUGAUAGUACUAAGUAGCUACAUCUUUUUUUUUUUUUUUUUAUCCAACCUUUCUUGGUUCUUACGAAUAAAAGAAUGUAUGUUAAUAUGUUGACCUAUUUUUAUGAGCGCACGUCGCAUGCACUUGUUGCACGCAUGUAGUGCUAGCAACAAAGAAGUGUGCAGGCAGCUGCAGUUAGGAGGCAGGUUAACUAUUGGGGGAAAACUUUACAAUCCAGGAUGAGCGAAAACACAGAAAUUGAUGUUGCUCAAGAGCAGGAGGAUAAAUUGGUUAAGAAGAAAGGGGGCACCUCUGUUGUUUGGAACUGGUUUGGCUUUAAAAUCUCCGACCCCGACCAAAACACUACCCUAUGCAAGUUGUGUCGUCGUGUUGUCUUAGCAAAAGGUGGAAACACGACCAACCUGUUCAAUCACUUAAAAAACAUACAUGUCCGUGAGUAUGAACAAUGCACCAGAAUGCGUGAGACAGUAAGCCCAGGAGCUCGCCCGAAGACAAGCCAGACUCGCACUCAACAAUCAAUUAUAUCAUCAUUUGCUGCCGGUACUUGCUAUGAGAAGACGAGCAAAAAAUGGAUAGACAUCACAGCUGCGAUUACAAAUCACAUAGCGAAGGACAUGGUACCGAUUCAAACUGUGGAGAAAGAGGGGUUCAGAAAGUUGAUUCAAACUCUGGACCCAAGAUAUGAGAUCCCGAGCCGCAAAUAUUUUAGCCAAAAAUGCCUGCCACAGCUUUACACAGAAUGCUGGGACAGAGUUUACAGUGAGAUAAAUAACAUUCCAUUCUUCUCCACUACUGCCGAUCUAUGGUCAAGUCGUACCACAGAACCUUAUAUAAGCCUCACAAUCCAUUACAUAGACGGUGACUGGAAACUGAAAAGUAAGUGCCUACAGACGUCUUAUUUCCCAGACGACCACACCGGGGAAAUAAUUGCAGGUGGGCUGAGGGACAUACUGUCGUCCUGGGGAUUAAAAGAGUCGCGUCAAGUUUGUAUGACGACCGACAGCGGAUCGAACAUGAUCAAGGCAUUGCAGCUGAACAAGUGGGCAAACCUUGGAUGUUUCGGACACAGGCUGCACAAUGCUAUUGGUAAGUUUCAGGACUGUAGCCUAGGCCUACCCUGUAUGAUGCUUAUUAUUAAGAAAAAAUACAGCUCACAUCAGCCAUGUACCGUAGGCUAAAUCUAAGCACAUCAGAUUUGUAAAAUGUGUAACAGUUGAAUGUAAAUGCCGUAAAUCCUCAAACAAAGAUUAAAAGUUAUAUUGUAUUGUGAUUUCUAUAUAAAAAUGCAUUAUUAUUAAUUAUUAUUGUAUUGUGAUUCGAUUAUUUUUCACCCUAUUAUUUUGAUUUCUUAUUCCCAAUUUCCAGAGAGGAGUGUCCAAAACGCUCCCGGGCCACAGGGGUGUGCGAUUUCCCGGGCCACAGGGGUUUGCAAAAAGGUGGUUAGCACGUUCUCAUACAGCUGGAAAAAGCAGAAGGCCCUGAUGACAGCACAGAAUGAACUAAGCCUGCCCCUGCACAAGCUCAUCACAGAAUCUCCGACAAGGUGGGGAUCUCGUCUGAAAAUGAUGGAAAGAGUCCUGGAGCAGGAAAAGGCCAUUACACAGGUCCUGGCAGGGGACAAAAAGACACGGCACCUUGUACCUACCUGGCAAGACAUCCAGGUCUUGGAAUCAGUCACAGCAGCACUGAAGCCACUCCAGGACUUUACAGAUGCCCUGUCAGGAGAAGCGUAUGUGAGCGUGUCCUAUUUGAAGCCUGUCAUCAAUCUGUUAAAUGCAGAGGUUCUAAAUCUGAGCAAGGACGAUACAGAACUGACCAAAGAGAUCAAGAUCAAGGUUCUUGAUUACUUGAAUAACAAGUACACUGACCCUGCAACAGAUGAGCUGCUCUCCAUGGCUACCUUUCUAGAUCCAAGGUUCAAGACCAGGUACAUGUCCGCUGAGAAACUGGAGGACAUUAAGGUAUUUAUUCAUUUGUUCUUGUUUUAUUGCUUCAAAUGUAAAGCACUUUGGGCUGCAUUUUAUGUAUGAAAGGUGCUAUACAAAUAAAGUUUAAUUAUUUUCAUUUUUUAAGGUGAGAGCUGCCUCAGAGACCGAAGCCCUCCUGGUGGAGAACACAGCCCUGGGAAAAUCGUCUCUUGCAGAGGAUCACACUGACAGGGAGAAAGAAGCUUCCACUGCUCAUCAAUCAGGCAAGAAGCCCAAGAAGAGCCUUGGGAGCUUCUUUAAGCAGACCAGCAGUGCACCUGCCUCAUGUUCAGAGAGGCAGAUCAUUGAGCAAGAGCUGAAUAGCUACAUUCUGGCAACGGCAGCAGACAGCGAGUCUGAUCCUUUGGAGUGGUGGCGAUUUCACGGAUCUAAUUUUCCACGUGUGAGUUGUCUGGCAAAGAAAUACUUAUGCAUCCCUGCCACAAGUGCCCCCUCUGAGAGGGCAUUCAGCACUGGGGGCAAUGUGGUGACAUGUCACAGGGCAGCACUAAAGCCAGAAACAGUCAACAUGCUGGUAUUCCUGGCACGGAACUUGUGAAGAAAGUUCUAGUGAAGAUUUGUUGAUAUUGUUGAUAAUUGAUGGUUGAGGCUUGAAAGGUUUAGUUUCAAACGGUUAGUUUUUUACAUAUCUACGGACCGUAGCCAAAACAAACACACGUAUUUGAAUUUGUAAUUACCUUAUUUUCUUUAUCUCCUGUUAUUUUUUAUUUAAUUUUACUUAAUAUCUAAUUUAUAUAUAUAUAUAUAUAUAUAUAGGCCUACCUACCUCAUGUUUACGGAAUGCAUGUUUGCACAAUACAAAUAAAAACUUUUCAGGUCCAUACGGUCCAAUGCCUCACUCUUUCUGGUUAUAUAAGGUUCAAAUACAUAUUUUUCCUUAACUAAUAUAAUUUAACCAAGAAGGGAUAUUAAAAUGUGAUUCAUAUUUUUUUACGUCAUAUAUCGUGAUAUCAUAUCGAUAUCGUCUGGACAGUGGAAAAUAUCGUGAUAUGAAUUUUAGCUCAUAUCGCCCACCCCUACUAUCAAUACCAUCAUGAUGCAGUAUAAUACUAUCAAUACUAUCAUGAUGCAGUAUAAUACUAUCAAUACUAUCAUGAUGCAGUAUAUUACUAUCAUUACUAUCAUGAUGCAGUAUAAUACUAUCAAUACCAUCAUGAUGCAGUAUAAUACUAUCAAUACCAUCAUGAUGCAGUAUAAUACUAUCAAUACCAUCAUGAUGCAGUAUAAUACUAUCAAUACCACCAUGAUGCAGUAUAAUACUAUCAAUACCAUCAUGAUGCAGUAUAAUACUAUCAAUACCAUCAUGAUGCAGUAUAAUACUAUCAAUACCAUCAUGAUGCAGUAUAAUACUAUCAAUACCAUCAUGAUGCAGUAUAAUACUAUCAAUACCAUCAUGAUGCAGUAUAAUACUAUCAAUACCACCAUGAUGCAGUAUAAUACUAUCAAUACCAUCAUGAUGCAGUAUAAUACUAUCAAUACCAUCAUGAUGCAGUAUAAUACUGUCGUACUAUACAGUAGAAUACUGUCAUACUAUACAGUAGAAUACUGUCAUACUAUACAGUAGAAUACUGUCAUACUAUACUGUAGAUUACUGGCCUACUAUACAGUAGAUUACUGGCCUACUAUACAGUAGAAUACUGUCAUACUAUACAGUAGAAUACUGGCCUACUAUACAGUAGAUUACUGGCCUACUAUACAGUAGAAUACUGGCCUACUAUACAGUAGAAUACUGGCCUACUAUACAGUAGAAUACUGGCCUACUAUACAGUAGCAUACUGGCCUACUAUACAGUAGCAUACUGGCCUACUAUACAGUAGAAUACUGGCCUACUAUACAGUAGAAUACUGGCCUACUAUACAGUAGCAUACUGGCCUACUAUACAGUAGAAUACUGGCCUACUAUACAGUAGAAUACUGGCCUACUAUACAGUAGCAUACUGGCCUACUAUACAGUAGAAUACUGGCCUACUAUACAGUAGAAUACUGGCCUACUAUACAGUAGAAUACUGGCCUACUAUACAGUAGAACAGUAGGCUACCUGGCCUGCGCACAAAUGCAGGCCAUUGAGAAUGACAAUAGUUCCUCAACGUAGCCUACUUGAAAAAUCUUUCGGUCUCUCUCCCUUUCAAUUAACCACUCAGCGUGAAAGGGGGAAAAAAUGUCAUGCUCUGAUCUGGUGGAAACUUCAUAAAAUAGGCCUACCUGAUUACGUCUUAUCCCUUGCUCAAAUAGUCUACAGCUGUGUGUCUGUCCGGAGCUCACUGGCGCAGGAAACAGAAUAUUUUAUACAAUAUUGCAAGUUUGCUAGCACGAUCGGGCUAGACCAAGUUAAUAGUUGAUACAAUGUUUUAAGUUCCUUGCAGACAGGCUAUGCAUAGCCAAUGUUAUUUAUAGGAUAUUUAUUUUAUCAUGAUAUUUUCUACCUGCAGGCUGCAAUGUUUUUAUGUGUUAAUUUAUGUAGGCUAUUUUUACGUAUUGGCAAUGGCAAUAUAAGAUACUUUUUAGAUGUGUAUCGUUUUCAUUGAGAUAAAAUGUUGAUUAACCACAUGACAUUGAUUUUGAAAUAUGAAGACUUUUUAUUAUAAAUGAAAUGAAACUGUUCCACGUAAAUGUGCAUAUAAAAAUCAGAACUGGCACGCAGAAAUGGUACGAUAACUUGGCACUCCAAACGGAAAAGGUUGCCAACCGCUAGUGUAGCCUAUUACCAGCAACUUUAGGAGCAUAACGGUAGAAUCUGUGAAGGGCAGCGGGAGGAAGAGGGUCAGGAACAGGUUGUUUUCUUCUUCUGGUUAGGCUAUAUUGAUCUCUGGCUCCCUCUUUAGUCAUUUGUGUCUUCAUUUUUAAUCGCAGUAAUUAAAGCAUCAGACAAGCUCAGUAGCCAAACUAUAGUUGAUUGUAUUCAAACAGAGGGUGUGUCUAUAUAUGGAAAAAUACACGUUUUAAAAAUGUAGACCAGUCGAUAGAAUAGAAGACUCUCGGUCGACCAUGAUUUUUUUUUUUGUCGGGGACAGCCCUAAUGGUGUUAUCCCGUCUUCUGUAGCGUUAUGAAACUGACGGUUGGUGCUUUGUGGUGUUAUCCUGUCUUGUAUUGCGUUAUGAAACUGACGGUUGGUGCUUUGUGGUGUUAUCCUGUCUUGUAGGUGCAUGGGGAUCUACAUGGACACUCUGAACAUCUUCAUGAGGAUGGUGAUGAUUCUGUCUGGUGGCGGAAACAGAAAGAAAUAA